AAGCGACACAACCUAAAAAUGAGUUGUGCAACUCUACACGUUCUUGGCUCUUUGCAGAGAUGCUCCUGGAUCCAGCCCUUUCAUUGCGGUGAGCGGUCUGCCAAACGAGGGUUUUCUUCGCCCAUCCGCGUGGGUGGAAAAAAGCCAGUUCCCAGUCGAUCAGAAGAGUAGUAACAGAUACGGGGCGCGCCCAGACGCUCGCAUUUUUAUCCCUUAGGUUAUGGACCGUACACAUGAGUAAGCAAUUUCUACAUGUUGUUCUGUCUUAGAACUUUCCACUUCCAAAAGAGAAUUACUGUAUACAAACAUUGGAUUUAAUGGAUCCAUUUUCAAUACAUUUUGGAAAGAAAGCACAGAUGAUCAUUUGAAAACGUGCAGUUGGAGAGGGCGUGCGCGAUAUGAGAAAUGUGUGCUGCAGUUUAUCAUUAGAUCUUUUUAUUUCCCUUAAACAUGAACAUAUGGACAUCUUUCAAGAAAUGCUACCCAUUAUACAAUGUUGUCAAGGUUCCAUGUGCUGGUUUCAAAUGGGCAGCAAGAGGAGGACUAAUCCUACAGUCUGCUUCCCAGGAUGUCUAUCAGAAUUUAGCUUUGGAAGACUGGAUCCAUGAUAACAUGGAUUUAGAGAACAGACACAUUCUUUUCAUGUGGAGAAAUUCUUCUGCAGUAGUGAUUGGCAGACAUCAAAAUCCCUGGCAGGAAUGUGAUCUUAAAUUCAUGAGACAGAAGGGCAUUAAACUAGCUCGAAGAAGAAGUGGAGGAGGAACAGUUUACCAUGAUCCAGGCAACAUCAAUUUGACUUUCUUUACAAACAGGAAAAAAUAUGAAAGAAUGGAAAAUUUAAAACUAGUUGUUAGAGCAUUAAAAGCCCUGCAACCACAAUUAAACGUGCAGGCUACUGAGAGAUACGAUCUAUUGUUAAAUGGUUUUUUUAAAAUAUCAGGAACUGCUGCAAAACUAGGAAAGACUGCUUACCACCACUGCACCUUGCUGUGUUGUGUUGAUAAAUUUGUGUUAUCCUCUGUGCUCAAGAGUCCUCAUACUGGAAUAAAAAGUAAUGCAACUCCAAGUGUACCUGCCUUAGUUAAAAAUCUCUUUGAAGAAGAACCUACUUUAACUUGUGAGAUGCUCAUGAAUGCCAUCGCUGAAGAAUAUGCUUCACGCCAUGAAAUUGACAAGCAUGUAAUUCUCAUAAAUCCAACAGAUGAAAAAGAAUUUCCUGGAAUCAAUAAUAAAGCCAGAGAACUACAAGCCUGGGACUGGCUAUACGGCAAAACACCUAAGUUCAGUAUUAGAACAUCCUUUAAUGUAGCACAUGAACAAUCCCAACUGGAAAUUAAGGUAAACAUGGAUAUAAAGAAUGGCAAAAUUGAAACAUGCAACAUUGAUGUGCCUCAGGGCUGGCUGCCACCAAUCAUGUGUGAUGAACUAAAGUGCAUUCUGAUUGGCAACAAAUUCUGUCCAAGUGAAACCACUGCAGUGGCAGCUGCUUUGCUGAGAACGUGCACGGAUUACAAUUUACAUAGCAAAUGGAAACUUUUAUGUGACAAAAUAGUUGCACUAAUGUAACUUACUUGACAAACUUUGAUUCUUGGUCCAUGCUAUACCAAUGCAAAUUUACUCUAGCAUGCGUUUUUAAGGAUUUAGCGAACCAUAACAGGUGUAGUUGAUUUAUGCACCUACACUCUUUAAAAUGGAGCUAACUGACAAUGGAUCCAUAUAUGUCUACCUGAAAGGAAACCCCAUGCAGUUCCAUUUCCACCUCUCCAUAUUGGUUGUUAAAGCCAAGCAGACAGGAAAGGGUGCUUUGCCAUGGCAAAGGCUCACAACUCUACCUGCUGAGAUCUCUACAGACAGAAAACCAUCAUCCUUCCCAAAACAAGGCAUUGGAAGCAGGUUAACACUGCUUUGGAUCCAGAACUGUUAGUUCUAUCAUUUUCUUGAGAUGGCCACAAUCUGUGCCUUUCACCUAUGCCAGUCUUCUGUAGGCAUAGAAAAAUGCCUAUUAUAACCAGUGGGUGAGACAGUAAAAGAGACAGUUACCUCACACCAUUUCUGUCCU
Messenger RNA from Varanus komodoensis (Komodo dragon), 2059 nucleotides. RefSeq names its product lipoyltransferase 1 (gene LIPT1). Gene Ontology annotation, molecular function: lipoyltransferase activity. The record is from RefSeq and is a predicted model, not a curated record. Bases 451 to 1566 code for a protein of 371 amino acids. The transcript is spliced from 2 exons. Gene Ontology annotation, cellular component: mitochondrion; cytoplasm. NCBI's taxonomy places the organism in Eukaryota, Metazoa, Chordata, Lepidosauria, Squamata, Varanidae. Gene Ontology annotation, biological process: protein lipoylation.